Molecule: messenger RNA, 1181 nt
Organism: Pieris brassicae (large cabbage white)
Lineage: Eukaryota; Metazoa; Arthropoda; Insecta; Lepidoptera; Pieridae
Product: phosphatidylethanolamine-binding protein 1-like
Exons: 4
Coding region: 62-628 (188 amino acids)
Source: RefSeq, a predicted model, not a curated record
CAAAUGCGAUAGCAAUCAUUGUUUCACUUAUUAGUUAGUAUUAAACAAGUACGGUCCAAAAAUGUUAAAGCUAUAUUUUGCUUUAUUCCUAAAGUUCUCUUUUGCUGCACAGCCUCAAUGUACAGUAGCUGAUGUCAAAAAUUUGCUGGAAGGUUGUGAGCACCUUACAGGUUUAAAUAUCACCAGUGUUGGUGGCACAAUGGUUAAUGACCAUAAUUGCGACGUCUUGCUUCCAAAGCAAGUUUUUCUUGAAGAGCCUUUAUUUCAAUAUCCUCUGGCUGAUUCGAAAAAAUUCUACACGAUUAUUAUGGUAGACCCUGAUGCUCCUCCUCAGUUGGAUGGAGAGUUCUUCUUACACAUGUUAAAAUCGAAUAUACCGGGUCUGGCUCUAAAAGGAAAAGAAAGUGUAAAAACUGUGGGAAUUGACUAUAGAGGGUAUAAGCCGCCAACUCCACCUCGAGGAACAGGCCCACAUCGCUAUAUAUCUCUAUUGUACGAGCAAGCUGACGGAAAUAAUUUUUUGCCCUCAGUGCCAUCUAGUCGCAGUCGAUUUACUUUAGCAAACUGGCUUCGGGGCAAAAACCUUUGUGGGCCAGUCGCUGGAACACAACUACGGAUACAAUUCUAGAUGGCUUAAAAGGAAAAUUAAAGAAGUACACUGAUUAUUAACUAGAGGGCAUUUUUUUACACCGAACAAAUUAUACACGUCUAAAUGUUUUUCUUGAUUAGUACAUAAAUUACUUACUUGCUUGAAAGGUAAAGGAAAAGAUCGCACUUCUUAGUUACGAUCGACACAUAAUCGCAACAACUCUGAAGUCUUGUCCAUUAAGAACAGAAACAGAUAAAAUCUCUAUUAAUUUUUCCAAAAUUGGGCGACAAAAUAAUAGGUAUACCUAAAUGGAGGUACAUAUUAUUUAGCGUUAGACAUUAUCGUGAGUGAAUUAAUUUUCUACGAUAUAAAUUAUACGUAAUAGAAGAGAAAAUUAAAGCGUUAAUUUUAACGAAGCCAAGUUGAAACAAUACAUUUAGUACGAGUAGGUUGCGCACGCGACAAAACCCACGCCGUAACAUUUAUUUUAUUUUGUUCUAUGUAUCAUAUUUCUCUAACCUUUUGUUAUGCACUCUAAAUAUGUUAAAAGGCUCAUUAAAUUUCAUUGUUUAAAAGUAAUAUGUAUAAUUGA